GUCAGUUCUUGUUGUCAAGUCAAGGGCUAACGAAGUCAGAACUUAUUGGCCCCAUCUGUUAAGGUAUUGGCCUUAUUCAGGCGGUUUUUUGUGUAGAUUUCAAAAAAUUAUUUGAAAGUUAUCAGCGCGCUAAAGAGAUGCAUUUCCGCUGGAUCACUGCUGCCUUGUUGGUGAUCUUGUUGACUACCGCCCCGGUGGACUCUCAAAGACGCCGUAAAGGCGAAAGGAAAAAAGAAUCCGAGGCUACCACUGCUGCACCGAAGGUAGAGGUGAAACAAGAAGGGGGAGGGGGAGGAGGAAGACGUUCGGGACGUCACACGACUACUACGACUACUACCACACCGCCAACUACCCUAGCUGUUGCUGAGGAAGAAGUGGAAGAGGAAAUUCAGAUCACCAAUGAAUCUCGGUCGCCUGUAAAUGUGUGCCCUCCCGAAUUGAAACCUCAAGAGGGUAAAAUUUUACCAUGCACCUGUCGUGAUGAACUGGACGAAAAUGCUCUGAUGAUUGAAUGUGUCGCUCUUACAAGUGCACAACAAAUGCAUAAAAUUUUCAACACUUUGCUUCUCGGUAAGCGGAUCGACGCACUAGAAGUUCGUAACUCGACUCUUGGACCACUUUUGGCUCGUCAAACUGCCCAAGCUUAUGUUGGAAAUAUGCUUAUGAGAGGCAACGAAAUCACCGAACUUGUCCAUAAUACAUUUCAAGGAACCGAUCAAAUCGUUGGACGUCUAGAUCUAAGUUCAAAUCGGCUUACCAGGGUCAAUUUUUCUAUGUUUGACUCGUUCACUCAACUGCAGGUCCUGAACUUGGGCGAGAAUCAACUGACAAACAUUGAAGAUGCCGGUCAAGCGCCUUCUCUAAGAGUACUUUAUCUCUACUCCAACAAGAUUGACACGAUUGCUCCUAAAGCAUUCCGGCGUUUGGGCGCACUAGAAUAUCUCGACCUUCGCUGGAAUAAUCUGCAAGUUUUAGCUCCCGGUGCGUUUCACGUUUCCUCUGAUCGGUGGCAGCUACGUUUACGUGCCAAUCAACUAAGUUCACUAGAACAGGCUUUUUCAGAAGAUAAUAUGCCGUAUCUUAUUGACCUAAGUUUAAACAACAUCGCAUCCCUAACAGACAACAUUUACGGACCUAUAAUCGACUCGGCUAUUUUGGAAGGUUCAAAAUUCUAUGUGGCGGGCAAUCCUAUCGCGUGUGACUGCAGCCUUGCCUGGUUAGUAAAAAACGCACGACUACUAUCCAUCGUGGUUGGCGCGAGGUGCGAUGGUGAUGGCUCACCCAUCGCCGAUCUUGGCCUUGACGAUUUCCGCAAAUGUCCUCCUCCAAGACCAUGGAAAUCUCAGUUGGACAAGACUUUAGCUGAGUUGGCAAAAGAUAACGAAACGAAGUAGAACUUACCAUUUACGAGAAUUGUCAGUAGACAAUCAAACAAUGGCUGAAGACGUUGAUGUCCUGUAGUGAUUAUCUUGUGGAAUACAACCACCAGCAAAUCGG
This is a messenger RNA of Daphnia pulicaria, 1497 nucleotides long. Its product is annotated as slit homolog 1 protein-like. Gene Ontology annotation, molecular function: protein binding. The record is from RefSeq and is a predicted model, not a curated record. Gene Ontology annotation, cellular component: plasma membrane. The transcript is spliced from 5 exons. NCBI's taxonomy places the organism in Eukaryota, Metazoa, Arthropoda, Branchiopoda, Diplostraca, Daphniidae. Bases 138 to 1394 code for a protein of 418 amino acids.